Messenger RNA from Paramuricea clavata, 10319 nucleotides. Lineage: Eukaryota; Metazoa; Cnidaria; Anthozoa; Malacalcyonacea; Plexauridae. The record is from the annotation of a GenBank genome assembly.
AUGAUUCGUGCAAGCUUGCUUGCGUUAUUUUCAACGCUAAUAAUAUGUGGAUUUUGUGGCAAGGAAUUUGAAUCGUUAAGCCGUUACUCGUGGCGGUGUAAAAGUAAAGUUGGAAACGAACGAGAAUCCACUUUGAAUGUUAAUCCUGCUAUGGAAAUGCCUACACAAAUGUGUCUACCUGUAAAGUCUUGCAAAGCAGUCAAAUGUUGCUGUGGUAAAGUCUGCAAAGGAGCUCGUGGACUUAAAAUGCACCAACGAAGCUGUAGAGUUAUUGACGACCUUGAAGACGAACUGCAACAACAAAUGACUGAAGCAUUGAACGACGACAAUCAUGAGGAUAACACUGACCCAGUUAACCCUGAAAUAUCACCUUUGAACACCCAAGAAAACUUCCCCGACUUAAAAAUGGGGAUAAAACUACCCAAAUCGCCAUUACAAUGGUCAACUGCCAACGACUUUUUCAAGUUAACCUUUUUGAAUCACCCAAUCACACCGGAUGAUCUAAAUAACAACAUCAAUACCAUGGUAACCGUCGUCUACAAUUACUUUAGUGGGAAUUUUGGACAUGUUGACAACAAUAACAGUGUAGAAUUCGAAAGAAAAUACCAAACAUUUUCAACAAAGGAUUUAAAAAAAGCUUUAAAGAAACUAAAACUGGAAAACGGUAGUAUUCUGGAGAUCAAAUUUGUCGCGAAGAAAUUGCGCAUCCUGCUUAAUAAGUCAAAUAAUACGGAACUGCAUAAUUCUGAUAGUCAUGCAUCUGCAGACAUUGAUAACGAUAAUCUAAUUGGUAAAAACUUCUGGGGUUACGUUAAAAAAUUUUUCAAAAAGAAUACCAGUUCACUUCCAUCAUUUAAUUUAGCGCAAUGUACAUCCUAUUUUACCAAAACAUUCUCCACGAUUAGCCCAAAUAAAACAUUCAAUAUUCCUAGGUGGAUCCCAAAAUUUGCUUCUCCUCAAACGCCUUUUAAGCUUGACCCCCCGACCUAUCAAGAGAUUACAAACGUCAUACGUAAAAUGAAACUGUCUGGCUCACCAUGCCCACUUGAUCAGAUAUCAAUAAUCUGUUUUAAACGAUGUCCGUAUCUACGUUCCUACUUGGGCAAGUGGCAUACUUCGAAACCCGGACCGGACUCGGACUCGGACCCGGACUCGGACUCUAAGAAAAUCCGGACUCGAGAAAAACCCGGACCCGGACUCGAAAAAAUCCGGACUCGUGUUUAAGAAAACCCGGACUUGACUUUUGAAAACCCGGACUCGAAAUAGAAAAGACCGGAUUCAAAACAAGGACUCUGUGUACGAGAAUACAAAGGUUUUUUGGAAAGGUUUAAUAAUAGUUAACAUGAUAAACGAUGAUCUCUUAUAACAGUAAUCCGGUAUAUAUCUUUAAUUAAAUAAAUUUCUAGAGUGCUGUUGCACAAUCUGGCGUAGUGCUGGUAAAGAAUCUGAGUUGCAUCGGUAAUAUUAAAUUUGCGGAUUUGUUCCCUCGCGCGGGUGUCCCUAUCUCUUCCCGCUUUCUAUAUAUAGAUAGAAUACUUUAUUUGAAAAGCAAUAAGCUUGGUUUCGAAAGGUGUAGAUCAUUUUCUUUUCUAGUGACUCAGUGUUAUGUGUUAUGUGAGGAUACUAAUCAGUGAUCAUACUAUGGUUCCUCACAAAAUAAUCACUAUAUAGUAAACCUGAACAAAUCAUUUAGGCACUUGAACACCAAAAUGCAUUUAUGCAUACUUCCGCGAGUAGCUAAAUCUACCCUAAACCCGUAAAUUAAUAACUAAAAUCUGUCUCAGCAGUCAAGAAUGUCUUGUCUGGAAACCAUCUCGAUACACGAUUGCUGCAACCAUAGCAGACAACGUGAUAUGGCGGCAAGGGUAAAAUAUACCCCAACACAUGUAUCAAUGGACAGCACACUUUCGAAAAAUUUGUCAAAAUGACACGAAAAAUAACUCGACCGUGUUUUGUGGCUUAGGCCAUCAUUUCAAUGGUAGCAAAUCCAAUGAUAGCUUUCAAAGUCCCGAAUAUAUAUAUAUACAGUAUAUAUAUUGCCAAAAAACAAACUCAAUAAAAAUUAUUUCCGUUUUAGCAAAGUAACUUCAACCGAUCCGGAAAAGCACAUCACAUGCUGAAGGCAAUGAAGGUGUCGCGGCAAUUUGAUAUUAUAAAGUGCUCUCAAAUAUAUUUGGGCAAGACGCUGCUGUAAACACGUUUAUUUUCUCAAUUUUGAGAUUAGAUCAAUUUUCUCAAUUUUGAGAUUUUAGUUAUUAAUUUAGGUCUAGGGUAGAUUUAGCUGUUUAAAGUGUCUAAAUAAUUUUUCAGGUAUAUAUACUAUAUAGUGAUUAUUUUGUGAGGAAUCAUAGUAUGAUUACUGAUUAGUAUCCUCACAUUGUUAACACAUAACACUGAGUUACUACAAGAAAAAAUGAUCUACAUGUUUCAAAACCAAGCUUAUUGCUUUUGAAAUAAAGUAUUCUAUCUAUAUCUAUAUAUAGAAAGCGGGAAGAGAUAGGGACACCCGCAAUUAUUACCAUAGGCGUACCGGGCGGGGGGGGGGCGGUAGCCCCCCCCCCCAGUUUUUUGGGCAGUCGGGCAAUAUUCGAUCAACAGUCGGGCAAUUUUGGUUUGCAAUAAAAAAAAAUGGGACAAAUUCUGUUAAUUUUGUCUAAAAUUAAGUAUUUUUUUUGGCAAAUUUUGUGAUUUUUCGAAAAUUUUUGUUAUGUUCCGAAAAAUAUUGCUUGUCCGGAAAAUUUUUUUGACCCCUAAAAUGGUACACUAAACUUUUCUAAAAAACCUUUGCAUUCUCGUACACAGAGUCCUUGUUUUGAAUCCGUUUUUUUCUAUUUCGAGUCCGGGUUUUCAAAAGUCAAGUCCGGGUUUUCUUAAACACGAGUCCGGAUUUUCUUCGAGUCCGGGUCCGGGUUUUUCUCGAGUCCGGAUUUUCUUAGAGUCCGAGUCCGGGUCCGAGUCCGAGUCCGGUCCGGGUUUCGAAGUAUGCCUCCUACUUGACUGAGAUAAUCCAUGCAGCUUGGUCACGCGGUGUUGUCCCAUCUGAAUGGAAAAAAGCAUGCACAAUAUUAAUUCACAAGAAAGGAGAAACAAACGACUCAGCAAACUUGCGACCAAUUACUCUUGAAUCCAUCCCGCUUAAAGUCUUCACAUCAUGUCUUCGAAAUAAAACAUUCGAAUUUCUGUCAGACAAUAAUUACAUAGAACAAAACAUCCAGAAAGGUUUCACUCCAAAACUCUCAGGAAUACUAGAACAUACUGCUCAGAUGGCACAUAUAAUUAACACAGCGCGUACCAAGCAACGAUCUAUAGUUAUUACAUUACUCGAUCUUAAAAAUGCAUUUGGCGAAGUCCAUCAUAACCUCAUUUACGAAGUCCUUGAUUAUCAUCACGUUCCUAAUCACAUAAAGAACCUUAUCUGCAGUCUUUACACUGAUUUCCAAACUUCCAUCAUAACCGAACAGUUUAACACCCCCUUCAUUACAGUCGGUCGUGGCGUUCUUCAAGGCGAUUGUCUCAGUCCACUUUUAUUCAACAUGUCAUUCAAUACUUUCAUACAACAUAUUAAAUCUGAAAAAUACCGUCAGCUUGGUUUUUGGAAAUUAAGUGAAAUUGGCAUUCCGUGCAAUCCUAUACAUUGGUUUCAGUUUGCAGACGAUGCUGCUGUCAUCAGUAGCCAAGAGAAAGAAAAUCAAAUGCUCCUUAAUCGUUUUACAAUCUGGUGUCAAUGGGCUAAUAUGAUUAUACGCGUUGACAAAUGUUCAACAUUUGGCAUUAAAAAACAGUUAACUAAAUCUAUCCAGUAUUUACCCAAGCUUUUCGUUAAUAACCAUCUUGUACCCAGAACCGAAAUGGGCAAAUCUUUCCGUUACUUAGGUCGCUAUUUUGAUUUCAAUAUGUCUGAUGAGGAACACAAAUCAGAAUUACUCGGUGUGUUUAAUGACAUCAUGAAUAAAAUUAAUGAACUAUACCCUUACACCCGAAAAAUAAAAUUCUACUAUACAGUCGUUACUUGCUGUCAAAGAUAUCCUGGGACUUCACUGUUUCUGAUAUAUCUAAGACCUGGAUCUGCGAAACGUUAGACAGUAUUGCGACGAAAUAUAUACGAAAAUGGCUGGAACUUCCUGUCUCUGCAACCCUUAGCAACGUGUUGCUUCCACAAAAUAAAUUUGGUCUGAAUAUUAUUCUCCCUUCGACAAAAUUUAUCCAAUGUCAAACUGUCUCUCAAUCAGCUCUAAAAUACUCACCAAACGUAGAUAUUAACAAUCUAUGGGCGGUGACGAGUACCAACAAGAACGUACAGUAUGACAUUUACAAAGACACAAAAGACGUACUUAAGGCAGUUAGAAAAGAAAACGAACAAAGACUUCAAAACCACCUCAUUUCGCAAGGUUCUUUCUUUUCCAGUAUCAUGAAUCAUUCCACGUUCACAUUCAACUCUUUAUGGUCAUCCGUUCAGAGCAAACUUUCGAAAAACAUUUUUAACUUCACCAUCCGAUAUAUCAAUAACACACUUCCAACACGAAAGAACCUAUCAAAAUGGGGACUAUCAUCAACAUCCGAUUGCUCUUUCUGCUCCGCACCUGAAACGCUGCUCCAUGUGAUUGCUGGAUGUAAGACAUAUUUAGACGAAGGCCGGUUUACAUGGCGACACGAUUCUGUUUUAAAUUUCCUCGCAUCCACUCUUACUGCUGUGAAAAAUUCCACACUUUGCGCGGACAUUCCUGGUUUUAUGAAUCCAUCUGUUAUCACGGGAGAUCGUUUACGACCUGACCUUCUGCUGGUGACUGAAAACAGAUGUCUAUACAUCCUCGAGCUUACAGUCGGUUAUGAAUCCAAUCUGCAAGUUAACGCCAAUCGUAAGCGUCAAAAGUACCGUGAUCUAAUCAAUGAGCAGGAAGCAGAUUAUGAUAAAGUCAAGUUCGUCAAUUUAUCUUUGAGUACCCUCGGAGUUUUUGGCCGAUCUUCUGAAAAUUUCGAUGGCAUGCCAAGUAGCCUUAAAUGUGAUGCCAAGUAUAGUAAAUACAUAAAAAAGAAAAUCGUGAACAUAUGCAUACGAACAUCAUAUUAUAUAUUUUGUAAACGAAACAAGGUGUGGGAUAACCCAAAAUUAAUGUUAAUAUAAUUAUCCUUCUUAAAAUAAUUAUUGUGCAAUAAAUAUAUAGUAUCAAUUCAAGUAGACAUUGAUAAACUACCUGUAAAGCGAGGUUUACCAUUGUAGUUGUAUAUAUCAUAAUAAUCUUAAUAAAUAAAUUUUCCAUUAUUAUUAUUAUUAUUAUUAUUAUUAUUAUUAUUAUUAUUAUUAUUAUUAUUAUUAUUAUUAUUAUUAUUAUUAUUAUAACAAUGGUCUCAUACCGACUAUUCAUAUGGGAGAAUCUUUUAAAUAUCUAGGAAGAUUCUUUGAUUUUGAUAUGUCCGACCAAGAACACAAACCUGAACUAAUGUCUCUCAUUGAUGAACUAAUGUCUGAUAUCGACCAUAAAUCUCUACACCCAAAAAACAAACUUAUUCUACACAACCGCUACGUUCUAUCCAAAAUUUUCUGGCAUCUCACUGUUGCACCCCUGUCGAAAACCUGGGUAACGGAAACAAUCGAUUCUGUGAUUAAUCAAUACAUCAGAAAUUGGCUUGAAAUACCCAUUUCUGGAACAUUAAGUAAUAUUUAUCUAACCCAUAACAAAUUCGGUCUGAAUAUCCUCCCUGCAUCCGUCAAAUUUAUCCAAUGUCAAACUGUCCUACGCAACGCCUUAAAAACAUCCCCAAAUGAUCCCAUAAAAGAACUCUGGAAAUCAACUCACAAUCACACUAACAUUCAGUACGACAUAUAUUAUUCAACAAAGCAAGUUCUCAAGGAUUUUCAUUCUGGACAAGAAGAUAAGCUUCAACACCGUUUAAUUUGUCAAGGUUCAUUUUUCUCGAAUGUUGCAAAGUUUUCCUUUUCACAGUUAAACACACUUUGGUCUGCCGCUCAAUAAAAACUGCCAAAGAACAUUUUCAAAUAAAAACUGCCUAAGAACAUUUUCUUCCUACGCGAAAAAACCUUACAAGAUGGGGUUUAGCUUCAAGUCCCAAAUGUUCCUUUUGUUUGUGUUCUGAAACCCUACUACACGUGGUAGCCGGCUGCCAAUCGUACCUUCAGCACUUUACUUGGAGACAUGAUUCUAUUUUAAAUUUUCUCGCUGAAACGUUUCAAACAAUAAAUCCAUGUCAACUUUAUGCUGACCUAUCCGGCUACAAAAGCCCGUCAAUUAUAACUGGUGACCUAUAUUGACCGGACUUACUCUUAAUUACUCCAAAUGAAGAUCUUUAUGUCGUUGAACUUACUGUCGGGUUUGGAUCUAAUCUACGUGAAUCUAAUCUAAAAAAGCUAAAUAUAAAGAUCUAAUUGAAGAUCAAAGGGGUCACUUUAAUUCUGUUAAAUUUGCAAACUUAUCAAUGAGCUCUCUCGGUGUGUUUGAUAAAGAAUGCUUCACCUUUUUAGAAAUGUUAGACACCAUAGGAAUGGAUAAAAAGCAGCAAUAUUACUGCAUAAAAAAGAUGACGUCUUAUGCCAUUAGAGCGACGUACUAUAUUUUUUGCUGUCGAAACAAAGAGUGGACAAACCCUGAAUUGUUAAACAUUUAAAUUAAUAACUACAUAUAAUAAUAUAUAUAAUCAUAUACCCAUUUUAUUCUUGUUUUUACUGUAAAUAGUACAUAUGUAGUACUCUGUGAUUCAUGUAGCCAAUUGUAAAUUACCUAAGUCAGUAGUGAGAUUUACAAUUGUAUAUAUACGUAAGAAAUUCAAUAAAGUUUUCAUUAUUAUUAUUAUUAUUAUUAUUAUUAUUAUUAUUAUUAUUAUUAUUAUUAUUAUUAUUAUUAUUAUUAUUAUUAUAACAAUGGUCUCAUACCGACUAUUCAUAUGGGAGAAUCUUUUAAAUAUCUAGGAAGAUUCUUUGAUUUUGAUAUGUCCGACCAAGAACACAAACCUGAACUAAUGUCUCUCAUUGAUGAACUAAUGUCUGAUAUCGACCAUAAAUCUCUACACCCAAAAAACAAACUUAUUCUACACAACCGCUACGUUCUAUCCAAAAUUUUCUGGCAUCUCACUGUUGCACCCCUGUCGAAAACCUGGGUAACGGAAACAAUCGAUUCUGUGAUUAAUCAAUACAUCAGAAAGUGGCUUGAAAUACCCAUUUCUGUAACAUUAAGUAAUAUUUAUCUAACCCAUAACAAAUUCGGUCUGAAUAUCCUCCCUGCAUCCGUCAAAUUUAUCCAAUGUCAAACUGUCCUACGCAACGUCUUAAAAACAUCCCCAAAUGAUUCCAUAAAAGAACUCUGGAAAUCAACUAACAAUCACACUAAUAUUCAGUACGACAUAUAUAAUUCAACAAAGUUUUCAUUAUUAUUAUUAUUACUAUUAUUAUCAUUAUCAUUAUUAUUAUUAUUAUUAUUAUUAUUAUUAUUAUUAUUAUUAUUAUUAUUAUUAUUAUUAUUAUUAUUAUUAUUAUUAUUAUCAUUAUUAUCAUUAUUAUUAUUAUUAUUAUUAUUAUUAUUAUUAUUAUUAUUAUUAUUAUUAUUAUUAUUAUUAUUAUUAUUAUUAUUAUUAUUUCAACAUGAAAAGAAUAUAUUAGAACAUAUUAGAACAGCAAUCUACUGAGAACUCGACUACGAAUACUUCUACUCAUUCUACAUUUGAGGAAAUUGAUGUAAUGGAAAAUAUUGCGAGCGAUCAGAAUUUUCCAGUGUUGAAGAAAGGGGUAAAGCUUCCCAAAAGCGACGCAGAAUGGUCAACGGCUGACAGCUAUUUCAAAUUUGAAUUGCGACUAAAUGCGCCAAUCAGAAUUGAAGAUCUAAGCUCAAGCAUUACGCUAAUGAAUGAUGUUGUCUACAACUAUUUCGCUGAUAACUUCGGUUAUGUUGAGAAGAUGCCGGAUAAAGAGCUAGUGAAUAAGUAUAAAGACCAAACAGUAAAAGCCUUAAAGAAAUGUCUAAAACAACUAAAGCUAUCGAACGCUGAUCUUCACGAAAUCAAAUAUGUAGCUCGCACAUUGCGUGAUAAGUUGCGUAAUGCUUGUCAAAUCAAUUCAACUCAAAACCAAAACAAAACGUUCAAUCACGACAAUUACAUUACUAGAAAUUUCUGGGGUUACGUUAAGAACGUCCUGAAUAAGAAUACUUGCCUACUUCCAUGCUUUCCAAUGUCAGAAUGCCUAAACUAUUUCAAGAAAACUCUAUGUUCAAUCUAUAAACUGUGGUUCAAUUAACCCAAACAAACUGUUUUGUAUUCCAAGCUGGAUUCCGAAGUUAUCCGAUCCUAUCGUAAACUUUGACCUUCAACCCCCAACAUAUCGCCAAGUUACAAACAUUAUUCGCAGAAUGAAAGCUUCUGGAUCGCCUUGUCCUCUAGAUCAACUUUCAAUCAUUUGCUUCAAACAUUGUCCAUUCUUGCGCACUUAUCUAACCGAAGUGAUACGUAGCGUCUGGUCUUCGAAAUCUGUACCAGCUGAAUGGAAAAAAGCGUGUUCUAUUCUUAUCCACAAAAAAGGCAAUACAAGUGACCCCUCCAAUUUCCGCCCAAUUACUCUAGAAACUAUACCACUAAAAGUGUUUACCUCUUGUCUCCGCAAUGCUAUGUUCUCGUUCCUAACUACUAAUAACUUUAUUGAACAUCAGAUUCAAAAAGGUUUCACUCCCAAUCUGUCUGGCACUCUGGAACACACUGCUCAAAUGACAAAUAUUAUCAACCAAGCGAGAAUAAAGCAGCGCUCUGUUGUCAUCACCCUUCUCGAUCUCAAGAAUGCUUUUGGUGAAGUGCAUCAUAAUCUAAUUCAAUCUGUCCUCGACUAUCAUCACAUUCCCAAAGACGUUAGUGAAAUAAUAAAGAGCUUGUAUACGGACUUCAAUACUGCAUUUAUAACAUCAGAAUUCUCCACCCCAUUUAUGACUGUCGGUUGUGGAGUUCUUCAAGGAGACUGUCUUAGUCCUCUAAUUUUUAAUAUGUGCAUCAAUACCUUUAUUCAACAUAUAAAAACUGACAAAUACCGGCAAUUUGGUUUCAUUACAAAUCUUUUAAACCCAGUCCAUGGGUUCCAGUUCGCUGAUGAUGCUGCAGUAAUAAGCGGUCAAGAUUCAGAAAAUCAACAUCUUUUAAAUCGAUUCUCGAUCUGGUGCCAGUGGUCUAACAUGAUUGUCAGGGUUGAUAAGUGUUCAACAUUUGGGAUCAGGAAAAGUCUGACAAAAUCUAUCCAAUAUUUACCUAAACUUCUGAUUAACAAUGAAUUGAUACCUGCCACUAAAAUUGGAGAGUCGUUUCGAUACUUGGGGAAAUAUUUUGACUUCAGUAUUUCCGAAAAAGAACACAAACAAGAGCUAAUCACUCUCAUGGACGACAUUAUGUCUGAAAUUGAUCUCAAACCUUUGCACCCAAAAAAUAAACUUUUGCUUUAUAGUCGUUACCUCCUAUCCAAACUUUCCUGGCAUUUCACUGUAACCACCUUAUCAAAAACCUGGGUCUCUGAAAAUAUGGAUUCUGUGGUGAACAAGUACGUACGUAAAUGGCUUGAAAUACCUAUAUCAGGAACUCUAUCUAACGUCUACCUUACCAGUAACAAGUUUGGUCUAAAUAUCUACCCGCCGUCAAUUAAGCUUGUUCAGUGCCAAACAGUUGCUCGUAACGCCUUAAAGACCUCUCCAAAUCAUUCCAUAAAAGACCUCUGGAAAACAACAUCUAAAAGCAAAAAGAUUCAGUACGACGUCUACACCUCGACAAAGGAAGUCCUUAAAACUUUUACCUCCGGACAAGAAGACAAACUGCAGAAUCAUCUGAUUUUGCAAGGCUCCUUCUUCUCAAAUGUCAUUAAGUUUUCACUGUCGAAAUUAAACGGCAUAUGGUCUAAAUCCCAAUCAAACCUCCCAAAGAACAUCUAUAACUUCACCAUUCGUUACAUUAAUAACUCACUUCCAACUCGUAAAAACCUUACUACAUGCGGAAUAUUGUCCAACUCUGAUUGCUCCUUCUGCUUAAACCCUGAAACCCUUUUACACGUAGUUGCUGGAUGUCAAACGUACCUCCCACGAUUUACAUGGAGACAUGAUUCUGUUCUGAACUUCAUAGCACAAACGCUACAACCUGUAAACAACUCCAAUCUUUUCGUCGAUCUUCCUGGUUAUAAAAGCCCAUCAAUUGUAACUGGUGACACAUUCCGCCCAGACCUACUUCUAUCUAUCAACUCGGAUUGUCUCUAUAUCCUUGAACUUUCUGUUGGUUAUGAGUCUAAUCUACAAACAAAUGUUGAUCGGAAAAGAAGAAGAUCUCAUUACACAGCAAAAGAAACAAUUUAA